Oncorhynchus masou masou (cherry salmon) is the source of this 964-nucleotide messenger RNA. Its product is annotated as maternal B9.15 protein-like. Gene Ontology annotation, biological process: negative regulation of cell population proliferation; negative regulation of mitotic cell cycle. NCBI's taxonomy places the organism in Eukaryota, Metazoa, Chordata, Actinopteri, Salmoniformes, Salmonidae. Bases 1 to 810 code for a protein of 269 amino acids. Gene Ontology annotation, cellular component: cytoplasm; nucleus. The transcript is spliced from 5 exons. The record is from RefSeq and is a predicted model, not a curated record.
AUGAAGGAAGAGAUUGCAGCAGCAGUGUUCUUCGUUGCUCGGCUGGCGAAGCGCCAUGGUAGUUUAGAUGCUGAAAGCAGAGAGGAGUUUGCUGCUGCCCUCACCUCAGCCCUGUUUGACACCUACAAGACCCACUGGUACCCUCACACACCUGUCAAGGGACAAGCCUACCGGUGCCUGCGAAUGAACCGAGCUCAGCUGAGGGACCCUGUGUUGGAGAGGGCGUGUUUACGGAGUGCUGUCUGUUACGAGGACCUGGGGUUGCCACGGGAGAUGACAAUCUGGGUCGACCCUGGAGAAGUGUCCUGCAGGUACGGAGAGCGCAGCGUUCCCUUCUGUGUGAUGCAGCUGCAGGGCUGUCACCAGGGUGACAAGGAGUUUUCCCGACGUAUACAUAAUGCAGUGGAGCGGGCCGCCUCCGACAUCCAAUCAGGCUGCUCCGACGAGGAGGACGGGGACACCAGCAUGAGUAGCAGUAGCAGCAGCCUAUCCGCUCCCUGCCCUGCCCACAACCCGAAACCCAAAACCAUCCCAACAGUCAGCAACCCCAACAGUGUCUACCAAGUAACUAACCAGUUCAGUGAGUUUGCCCCAGUGCCACCCCCUCCGGCCUGGGCAGCUUACUCCAACAGAAGGGCCUUCCCUGGAGAUGGCUACCCACCCCACGGCCCCCCCUCUGGAGGUCUGUUCGCCCAGCAGCACAGCAGCCAGUUCCAGCCUCCUAAAGGCAUCAAACCCUACAGAGCCACCUCCUCCUUCACUGGGCCCAGGCAGGACAAGUACCACUGGGUCAGCAAGAACCGCUCCUAGAAUGUCAACCUAGAACCUACUGGAAACAAGACCCCACUGGCUGCUUGGAGCGCAGAACACUUAAAAAUAUUAAAAAUAUUAAAAGGUCAAAGUGUGAAUAAUGGAAAGGUCAAAUCAAUGCUGUUAAAGCAUUUUUAAAGUUGCAGUAUUUUUA